AUGGAGGUCAGGCUGCUGAGCGCCAUCCUGGGCAUCAUCGCAGUGCUGCCAGCCGGGUGGGCCCUGGAGGACCUUGACCAGCGCAAGAUCGGCGGAUUCUGGCGGGAAGUCGGCGUGGCCUCAGAGAAGAACCUGGCGCUGAAGACCCCGAGGAGGGCAGAGGGGGUGUUUCUCACUGUGAGCGGGAGCAACCUGACUGUGAAGGUGGUGUUUAACAACUCCGGAAGCUGCGAGACAGAAACCACAGUGGGCUCAGACAGAGGCACCUCAGGGUUUGCUUUUCCUGGCCACAGGGAGAUGCAUGUGCUGGACACGGACUACACGCGCUACGCCAUCCUGCGGCUGUCCUUGCUGUGGCGGGGCCAGGACUUCCACGUGCUCAAGUACUUCACUCGGAGUCUGGAGGAUGAGGAUGAGCUGGGCUUCAGGAAGUUCCGGGAGUUGACAGCGGACACCGGCCUCUACCUGGUGGCCCGGCAUGGGAGGUGCGCGGAGCUUUUGAAGGAGGUGAGCAGUGUCCUCAGCUGCAGCCCCCGGCCCACCCAGCCCUGA
Messenger RNA from Chinchilla lanigera (long-tailed chinchilla), 552 nucleotides. It is a transcript of the gene Lcn8, whose product is annotated as lipocalin 8. Bases 1 to 552 code for a protein of 183 amino acids. NCBI's taxonomy places the organism in Eukaryota, Metazoa, Chordata, Mammalia, Rodentia, Chinchillidae. The transcript is spliced from 6 exons. Gene Ontology annotation, molecular function: small molecule binding. The record is from RefSeq and is a predicted model, not a curated record.